Molecule: messenger RNA, 2698 nt
Organism: Lagenorhynchus albirostris (white-beaked dolphin)
Lineage: Eukaryota; Metazoa; Chordata; Mammalia; Artiodactyla; Delphinidae
Gene: CEP78
Product: centrosomal protein 78
Exons: 16
Coding region: 229-2637 (802 amino acids)
Cellular component (GO): centrosome
Molecular function (GO): protein binding
Source: RefSeq, a predicted model, not a curated record
UGCCUGCUCUGCGGCGCGGGAAGCGGCGCGGGAGCGCGGCAUCGAGGGGCCGGCCUAGCUGGGGCCCGUAGCCCUCCGUCUUCUGGCUGGUACGCAGGUCCUGCGCACGCUGCGUGGCCGCAGCCGCCGGGCAGUGGGCGCCGGAGGGACCGGGAGGCGAGCCGGGGUCCCCAGGCGGGUGUGGGCAUCGUGCCCGCAGCCAGCGUCCCCCGAGGCCGCGCUGGGGCCAUGAUCCACUCGGUGAAGCUGCGCCGCGAUAGCGCGGCCGACUUCGUCUCGCACUAUGAGUACCUGUGCGCGCUGCAGGACUCGGUGCCUCUGCCCGCCGUGCGCGCUUCUCUGCGGGGGGGCGUGCUGGACUUCAACGCCGACCGCCUCCGCGGGCUGGACUGGGCGCCGCUUCUGAGCACCCUCAAGAUUAAUAAAGAUCUGCCCCUGAUCUGUAUCAGGAGCUUCUUCCAGCCAUGGCUUGGCGAGACAGGUUCUGACAGAAAUAAAGUUUACAGAAGUCGUGUUCCUGCGAUAAGAAAUAAAGAUGUGACCUUCCAGUUGUGUAAAGCUCUUAAAUGCUGUGUAAGUGCGUCGGGUGCGCUAAGGAACCUGGAGCUAAAUGGACUAGUUCUGAGAGAGAGAGACUUAACUAUGUUAACAAAGGGAUUGAAUAAAUCGGCCACUUUGGUGCACCUGUGUCUUGCGAAUUGUCCAAUUGGAGAUGGAGGUUUAGAAAUUAUUUGUCAAGGUAUAAAGAACUCUAUCACUCUUAAGACAGUAAACUUCACGGGGUGUAAUCUGACAUGGCAGGGAGCAGAUCACAUGGCCAAGAUCUUAAAGUAUCAGACUAUCAGAAGGCAUGAAGAAACCUGGGCUGAGAGUCUUCGUUACAGGAGACCUGAUCUUGACUGUAUGGCUGGUUUGAGGCGCAUCACUCUGAACUGCAACACGCUUAUUGGUGACCUGGGUGCAAGUGCUUUUGCAGAAUCUCUUAGUGAGGAUUUAUGGCUUAGAGCACUUGACCUGCAGCAGUGUGGCCUCACCAGUGAAGGAGCAAAGGCUUUACUAAAGGCCCUUGAAACCAACAGAACUCUGGUCGUUUUGGAUAUAAGAAAAAACCCACUUGUCGAUCAUUCUGUGAUGAAAUCAGUUAUCAAAAAAGUUCUCCAGAAUGGAAGGAGUGCCAAGUCAGAGUACCAGUGGAUAACUUCUCCAUCUGUGAAGGAACCAUCCAAAGCUGCUAGACAGAAAAAGAGAACUAUAAUUUUGGGAAGUGGUCGAAAAGGAAAAGCUACUAUUAGAAUUGGCUUGGCCACAAAGAAACCUGUAAGUAAUGGAAGGAAACACUCUGCUGGUAAAGAAUGUUAUGCUCCUGAACCUCUACCACCUGGUGUGUCUGGUUUCCUGCCGUGGCGUACUGCAGAACGUGCAAAAAGGAACAGGGGUUUUCCAUGCAUCAAAGCUCGUGAUGUAUGUAAUCGGUUGCAGCAGUCAGAAUUUCCUGUGACUGUGACAGUAGAGAGUCCUUCCUCCUCAGAAAUCGAAGAGGUCGAUGAUUCCUCAGAAAGUAUUCAGGAAGAGCCAGAGAAAAUCAAUUUGAAACAAGAAGCAUUGCAGGAAAAACUGGAGGAGUGCCUGAAGCAGUUAAAGGAGGAAAGAGUAAUAAGACUUAAGGCUGAUAAACGAGUCAGUGAGCUGGAACAUGAAAACGCCCAGUUAAGAAAUAUAAAUUUCUCUUUGUCUGAAGCCCUUCAUGCCCACUCAUUGACAAGCAUGAUCCUGGAUGAUGAAGGUGUUUUGGGCAGCAUUGAGAAUUCUUUUCAGAAGUUCCACGCUUUCUUGGAUCUCCUUAAAGAUGCCGGGCUUGGGCAGCUGGCCACAAUGGCUGGUAUAGAUCAGUCAGAUUUUCAUUUACUAGGUCGUCCCCAGAUGAAUUCUACUGUUAGUAGUCCACCUAAAGAAGAAAAGAAGGCACUUGAAGCAGAAAAAUCAGAAUCAAAACAGGGUGCCCCAGGACAAAUGCAAAAUAUCCAAGUUUCUAUUUGUAUGCAGUCAGCUUACAAUGAAGGAACACUAAUGAAGUUUCAGAAAAUUACAGGUGAUACUAGGAUUCCUUUGUCUCUUAACUCCUUCCAGGUCCCAGUCUCUACUCAGGAGGCCUUAGAAACUUCCAAAGAUAACCUGGGGUUCCCAGUCACAGAGCAGCGGCAGGAGUCUUUUGAAGGUUUCAUUGCUAGAACAUGUCCUCCUUCAGCAGAUGUCAUUUCUGGAACUGGAAGUCAAAGAAAAGAAGAGGAGUUAUCUAGAAAUAGCAGGUCUUCUUCAGAGAAAAUGACCAAAGCAGGUGAAUAUACCAAAAAAUACUCUGCUAAGAAACAACCUGGGAAGGACCUGCAUUCCUCCUCCGACUCACCUGUAAAGCAGAAAAACAAAGAAAUUGGGCAAAAUAAUUCUUUGGUUAAUAAAGCAAUUAAAAGUGAGUCUUCGAAAAAACACAUUUCUGUUAAGAAAGAGAGUAGAAUAGUGACUGUUUCAUCAAAGACAACUAAAAGUAAACGCAGUCUACUAGAACAUUCUGAAAGUGAUACUCUUGGAUCUGAUUGUGAAUUUCCAGAAAGCAUCCAUACUCUAUCACGCCUAACAUAGGUCUAAAUCUUUUAAAAUUAUGUUUUUGCCUUCAAAUUUUAAUAAAUUACUUAUGUUUUUA